Messenger RNA from Selaginella moellendorffii, 1009 nucleotides. RefSeq lists its product as uncharacterized. The transcript has 9 exons. The coding region runs from base 31 to 957 and encodes 308 amino acids. The record is from RefSeq and is a predicted model, not a curated record. Gene Ontology annotation, cellular component: chloroplast. Lineage: Eukaryota; Viridiplantae; Streptophyta; Lycopodiopsida; Selaginellales; Selaginellaceae.
AGCGAGCAAGGAAGCAACAUAAGAGAAUCCAUGGUUGCAUUCGCGUCUAUUUCCUGGGCACGCUUAAAAGCUGGUCAUAUCCUUCCGGUGAGCUCCAGAUUGAGGCAGAAUUUGCUAUCACCGGUGAAAGUAGCAGUACCAACAGUAUGUAUGGAGAAAGGCAACAAAUCUAUUUCCUUUGGAGACAAAUUGCUCGACUACAUCGAAGGAGGCCCGAAAAUGAGGAAGUGGUAUGGAGCACCAGAUGUGCAAUCUACCAAGUUUGCAGAGGAGAAAAAAGAAGACGAUAACCAAGACGAAGAAGAAGAAGAAGAGGGAGGAGUUAGAGAUGCUGUUCUUGUUACUGAUGCAGACAGCGAGACUGGUCAGUUAGUGGUGCUGUCUCUCAUUGUCCAACGCUGUCGAGUUCGGGUUCUAGUUCGCGACGUGAAACUUGCCACCAAUGCUUUUGGUUCCUAUGUGGAGCCCAUCGUUGGCACUGUGAACGACAGGGGGAGUCUGAUCAAAGCAUGCAAGGAAGUGCGAGCCAUUAUAUGCCCAAAGAAGCUGGGAGCUCUGGCUGAGAAUGACAAGAAGAUGUUGAAAGGAGUGGAACACAUUGUUUACGUCUCAGAGCUCGCAAGCUCCCGCGCAGCAAGAGGCCUCCAGUCACUGCUCCGGUCAGGAUCAGCACAAGACGCUCUCCGAGACGAAGCUGCUCUCGCAAAACUCGGUGUUCCAUACACCAUACUCCGGCCAGCGAUGCUAAGAGACGAACCAGGCGGUGUCAGGGGUUUCAAGGUCAGGAGAGUUGAUCAAGUGGAAGACAGCUCCGGGAUCGAAGGGAUGAUGAGCAGAGAAGACGCGGCACUCUUGUGUGUCAAAGCACUGGACGCAAGGCCCCAGCAAGCACUUGUUCUAGAGAUCGCCAACAUUGAUGCGCAAGCGAGAGAUGUAGAGGCGGUAUUCGGAGGUUGAGAACAUCUUGUAAAUGUCUACAGUGUAUCCAAUUCUAGGGUUCUUGGGAGGA